This is a messenger RNA of Paramuricea clavata, 4866 nucleotides long. NCBI's taxonomy places the organism in Eukaryota, Metazoa, Cnidaria, Anthozoa, Malacalcyonacea, Plexauridae. The record is from the annotation of a GenBank genome assembly.
AUGGUGUGUGUCCAUUCUGGGUAAGAGCGAUGAUAGGAUUACUUUGCUUUCCGGGUAUUUUUCAUUUAUUAGAUUGAUUACUUCUGAUGUUUUUUGAACAAUGACAUUAUAAUCAUGACAUUUUUCUAAGUCAUUUGUACCACAGUGCAAAAUAAAUGUUUUUGGUGUAUUAAAGGUAGCUUCGUUUAUGAUGUCUUUUGCUUUUUCGAGUAUGGGACAUCUUAUGUAAGAGGUAGUUGAGCGUGGGCAAAGGCGAUUGGUGUCUAGAAGAUGCCGAUUCGAAUCACAAAGGAUGAUGGUUUCACUGUUGUAUUCUUUGGGAAGGAUUGUUUGUUGUGGAUCUAGAAAUGUACAUGAGCGAUCUUACGACCUGUUUUGCAAAGAAGUAAUUGAAGAAAAAAUAUUGGGAAAACACAAGGUUUACUACAUAACUACAUUAUGUGACAAAUUUCUGUCUUAUCUUUCAAAGGAACAGGCAAGUGAAUUAAUCUAUCGCACAUCCAAACUGAAAAUUAAGUUGCAACGACACUACCCACAGUUAGUAUUUUUCUCACCCAGUCGACAAAACAAAAGUGAGCUUGUUUACUGUGAAUAUAUCGAAACUGGUGAGGUGCUAGAGAAAAUGGAAUUUGAAAGUGUAAAUUGUGAGUCGGCAUCAGAUUUGGAACCUGACGACGAAGUCGAAGAAAUGACUGGAGAGAUGCCUCAAGAGGUUUUGCAAGGAAAUGAUGAACUUGCAAAGUUGUAUGGGAUAGCUUUACUAUUGCAAUCUUGCAUACAAGAAACUGCAACGUUCCCAAGAAUUUGGCCACCAACUUCGGUAGACAUUUCCAAUGAUGCAGCGAAAGAUAUCACUCCAAUUGUGCUAUUUAAUUUUAUCGCUUGGGUCAAGAAUAAAUCAAACGAACCUACUCUCGAUAGUUUUGUACGGUUGCAAAAGAGUGAAGAGAGAAAAGUACUUUCGGUUACACAAGAUAUGAUUUAUAGCACCCAUAACGGACGGAAGCGUACGCCAAAAUCUGUUGCACUCAGCAUGGCUGUUUGACAAAUAUCUGGUUGUUCCAGCAUCAUAGAAGACGAUGUCAUUCCCAACGUGAAUGUUCCAAAAAGUCAAGCAAAAUCUCUUCCUGCGUCUCACUCCGAAAUUUUGCCCUACGUCAUUGGCAAAAAGAAGUCUACUAACCUGAAAUCCAUCUGCUGCUCGUCCGAUCUAGAAGAAAAAGUAUAUGUUGCUGUGCAACAGUUUGCUAAAAAUACGAUUUUGCGUACUCUCUUAUCAAAAUGCAUUAUUGGACGGGUUCAACACAUUGUUAGCUGAAGACAAAAUCCCACGUGUUUCAAAGAUUGGUUAUUUGCCAGUCAUUGAUGCCUCACCAACAGAGUACUCUACCGUGCACACCGUUUUGAGUAAGAGUAAAGAUAUAGCAUCACAGUUCGGGAUGGAUUACUUGGUGUUAGUAUUUGACGAGGCAAUCUACUCCAAAGCACAGAAUAUCAGAUGGAAGAACCCAGGGUUUAUGGAGAAAUUUAUAAUUCGUAUGGGGGAUUUCCACGCAAUGUCAUUUUGUGGUGCAAUUGGCAAGCUUUUCAGAGAUGCAGGUCUUCAGGUAAAUAAUUUUUGUUAUGAUAGAACGAAAAAAGGAUUAGACAAUUUUUUUUAGUUUUCUUGCAAAAAAUUGACAGUGUGCAUUUCCCUAUUACACCAGAAAGAGACUAGAAAAGCAUACAUCCAAUGCUUCGAGGCGGUCUGUCAGCGUUUCAGACAAUUCUGUAUAGAGGAUGUGUCACCAAAUAGUACACUCCCAAAUUAAUCUAUACUUGUUUGUUUAGGACAUAUUGAUUGAAUCGAGCAUUGUUGGUACAGGAUCUGUAAACAGAGUGAUGAACGGCAAGUUUUACAACGGAAGCACCGAAUGUCACAAAAUAAUGCAUUAGGCAUUGGAAAGAAUUAGAUUCCAGGUGUUCAUGGAUUCGCUGUCUCCAGAGAAAUGCAAAGAUAUAGAAGAUCAAAUAUCAAUACUGAAAGAUUCGUUUCCAGGUCAUGACUUCGAGAAUCUGCUUGAAAGAUCAGCUUUUCAUGAUAUCAUGAUGCAGUAUGGCAUGUUCAUUGAAGCACAAAAGCAAACAUGUCCAGCAUUCUCACUCUAGAGUUCUUACAUUGAUAGUUCAGGUAUGGAACUAUCACAGGGACUCUGCAUAACGUAGUAAAUACAUACACAGUUAUAAUUAUCUAAACUAGAGCUUCAGUAUACAAGGUAUAUUAUCUAUGCUACUUGAGUUGUUAAGUCAGACCUUUAUUUUUUGCAAAGCUUUGAUUAUGAAGUUUAUCCGUGCAACAAGAGAAAGUGAUUGGCUACUUCAUUUGUCAAUGCUGAGAUCGAUGCUUCCAUGGUUUUUUGCCGCUGAUCAAGUUAACUACUCAAGAUAUACAUCAGUCUACUGGCUUGAGAUGAAUGCUUUGGAAGAAACACAUCCAAGUAAGAAAUAAUUAUAAGUAAGUGUUAAUCCUAGUUUCCAUUCGGCCAAAUACAACCAUAUAUUAUGUAUUUUGUAGUCGGACUGAAUUUUACAAUUUGAUCUAAUAGGGUAUUUUUAUGUACUGUUAAUCCCAUAUCUGGUGUCCAAGUACUAAACAAAACAAAAAAAUACAUUCAUUAUUCGCUCUGUUGAACGUCGGAAGUUUGAAGUAAGACACCAAGAUGGCUGCUGUGACGUCAAAUGAAAACACCCUAUAUUGUGUGUUGUGCAUUUAUUCUUGAUUAGGUGCAGCUGAAAACCUGAAACGACAUUGGACAGUUAAGAGACAACAGUGGUAUGGUUUCUCUUCCAUUGCUUGUCACCAAGCCAUAGAGCAGACAGCAAACAGAGAUUCCAAAACAAAAGGAGGAUUGAUUGGCUUACCCUUAACAAAGGAGCUGUUAAUAGGUGGAUACUUUCCCAGUCAGAAUGGUCCGUGAUCACACGGCAGUGUCAAAUAAUGGCUGGUGCUGUUGAUAAUGAAAGGUAUAAAGCAUUUAAAUUAGAAAAAACUAAAUGUUUUUAAAACUGCAUUUCAGUGCAAUCAGAUGUUCAGAAUUUUUUUGUCUGGUAAAUGCUCUUCAUUAAUUGUUUUUGAAUUAUUUUGUUCCUUAAUUUAACGAUGCUUUUUAAUGGUUCUCGUAGGCAACGUAAGAACUUAGAUGAAACUCACAAACAAAAUUAUGAAAAAGAAGUCAAAAGCGUCAUCAGCACGAUUGAAAGCAUGGUGAACCCGUUUGAGAAGGAACAGACAAACCUCAUUCAUCUCGCGAGCGGUGUCAUAGUGCCAUGUGCCGUUCAACAUGAUCUACUUUGUGCAAAGUCUCUUGCAGAAAAACGCUUCAUGCAAUUUGUUGGAGAAAACCUCCUUAGUGAACACCAGAUCUAUUUGAUACAAUAAAGAAGCUAUUCGCUCGGUCCGUAUCCUUUGAGUCUUGCCACUGUAGAUGGUAACCCAACAAAAACUGUAGAGGCAAAUUUGAUGCACAUGCUGGAAGAAAUGUCAUCGGUAUGCACAAAUCAUUUUCUUCCCUGCAACAGCACUAUUACAAUAGUUACUACAAAGUCUGACAAGAAUUCCCAAGACUUUUUUGGUGAACUAGCUGCUCAUGUUUUAUCACGGUUGUUGUCUCUUGCGGGGUUUCACAAAGCUUCACGGAUAGACUUUGUUGCAGACCGUUACCCAGAUCAUAGCAUUAAGGCUAAUGAGAGAAGUAGAAGAGCUGCCCAAGGAAGCACUCUGGUUAAUAUAUAUGGAAAGAGUCAGCCAACACCUACGCAAUGGAAGAAGUAUCUCAACAGUGGUAAAAACAAAGAAGCUAUCAUCUCUUUUCUGAUCAACUGUUGGAAAAACUUAAAGUCAGAUGAUUUGACGGGAUUCAUUUUGUACGCUACACAGGGAGAUAAGUGCUUCAAAAUUUCUCCCACAAGUCAAUCUACAAUUGUUGAGACAAUAGAAGUCGUAGAGUUACAGUGUGAUCACGAAGGAGCAGAUACCUGUUUGCUGCUUCAUGCAAAACAUGCAUGCGACAAUGAUUUUUCUGUUGUGGCUAUCAAAAGUCCAGAUACUGGUGUGUUUCUUCUUAUGGUCAUGAUGAAACAGAAUUUCAGUGCCGAUCUACACUUCAUCACCGGAAAUCAGAAUCAAUCAAAGAUCAUUUCAGUGAACGAAGUGUGCGACAAAAUAGGCAGUGAGACAUGUAACUUGAUUGUUGGGUUCCAUGUGUUAACAGGUUGCGACUCUGUCAGUUCCUUCUAUGGUAAAGGGAAAAGAAAAGCCUGGAAAGUUUUGUCUGAAAAUCCAAAAGGCAAAUAUGCAUUUAGAAUACUUGGAAAUGAAGUUGACCCUACCGAGGAUUUGUAUGAAAUAUUGGUGGAAUUUGUCUGCGCUUUGUAUGGCCAUAAAGAUAUGACGUGUGUAAACGAAGUGCGGUACUCUAUGUUUUGGCUGGGGAGCUUUUCUGAUGAAUGUCUGCCACCAACCUAAAGAAGCACAUCCAAUGAGCCAAUUAUCAAGCGUUUAUCUGGAAACGAUGUUUACUUACUUUGAUUGUGGCACCAAGUCCAGUGGAAAGAGGUUGGGAAUUGAAAGAUGAAAAAUUAACAAUUCAUUGGAUGACCAGCAAUGUGGCCCCAGAUCAACUAUUGGAGUUUGUAAAUUGUGGAUGUAAGAAAGGGUGCAGUACACAAAGGUGUUCUUGUUCAAAAGCAGGACUACAGUGCACAGAACUGUGUAAAUGCCAGAGCUGCGGAAAUACAGUACCUGAUAAUAAUUCAGACGACGAAGAAUACUUGUACGACGAUUUCACUGAAUACUUAGCAUCGGACGUGGAAAGUGAGGACGUUUAA